AUGCCGUUUGGUUUAUCUAAUGCCCGUAGUACUUUUAUGAGGCUCUUGAAUCAGGUAUUACGCCCUUUUAUUGGCAGAUUUGUGGUUGUUUAUUUCGAUGAUAUUCUAAUUUAUAGUCGUACUGAGGAGGAGCAUCUUGCGCAUCUUCGAGAGGUCUUAAUGGCCUUGCAAGAAAAUAAGUUGUAUAUUCAGUUAAAAAAAUGCAGUUUUCUUACGGAGAGUUUGAUAUUUUUGGGUUACAUUGUGAGUCACAAUGGCAUUCAUGUGGAUGAGGAGAAAGUGAAGGCAAUUCGUGAUUGGCCAACACCGAAGACAGUGGGUGACGUGAGGAGUUUUCAUGGUUUGGCGACAUUCUAUCGUCGUUUUAUUCGCGGAUUUAGUAGCAUUGCGGCCCCAAUAACCGAGUGUUUAAAGAAAGGAAAAUUCAAUUGGGGUAGGGAGGCCGAACAAGCUUUUGCAUUAAUUAAGGAGCGCUUAUGUUCAGCACCAGUUCUAGCUCUACCAGAUUUUGAAAAAUUAUUUGAAGUUGAAUGUGAGGCUAGUGGCGUAGGAGUUGGGGCUGUUUUGUCACAAGAAAAGCGGCCAGUUGCGUUUUUUAGUGAAAAGUUAAGUGAUGCCAGGCAGAAGUGGAGUACCUAUAAUCAAGAAUUUUAUGCUGUGGUGAGGGCGUUGAAAAAUUGGGAGCAUUAUCUGGUUCAGAAGGAAUUUAUUCUGUAUACCAAUCAUCAAGGGCUGAAAUUUAGUAGCACUGCACACCCUCAGACUGAUGGGCAGACAGAGUCCUUGAAUAGAACGUUAGGCAAUCUAAUUCGAAGCAUCUGUGGAGAUAAACCAAAACAAUGGGAUUUGCCGUUAGCUCAAGCUGAGUUUGCAUAUAACAAUGUUGUCCAUAGUGCUACAGGUAGGUCGCCUUUUGCUCUUGUUUAUUUGAAGCCGCCAAAACAAGCUGUGGACUUGGCACGCUUACCUAAGAUUUCUGGAGUGAAUACUGGAGCUGAGAACAUGGUUGAACAAGCCGAUGCAUUUCAGGCAGAGGUGAAACAGAAGUUAGAAGCUCAGAAUGCUAAGUAUAAAGCUACUGCCGACAAACAUAGGUGCGAGAAAAUUUUUAAUGUCGGAGAUCAAGUGAUGGUUUUUCUGCGCAAGGAGCGAUUUCCAAUUGGCACUUAUAGCAAGCUACAGCCUAAGAAGUAUGGACCUUAUAAAGUUCUGAAGCGGAUCAAUGACAAUGCUUAUGUGAUCAAUUUGCAGGAGGAUACGCGUAUUUCGCGCACUUUUAAUGUGGCUGAUUUGUCAGAAUAUCAUGCUGAGGAGUCGAGUUCUUUCCAAGUGGAGGGGACUGACGUAGAACGGUCCACGGAAGAGUUCCUUGAGAAGUAUGGUAUCUUUGUAAGAAGAAUAAUCCAGCGCGGAAUCUUUGGUUAUACGUCUCCGCUUUGUGUUGAGGACUCGAAUCGUACCAAGAGGAACCAGAUCUUUGCUUCAAAGCCCAUCGUCUAG
This is a messenger RNA of Tripterygium wilfordii, 1500 nucleotides long. RefSeq lists its product as uncharacterized. The record is from RefSeq and is a predicted model, not a curated record. Gene Ontology annotation, molecular function: nucleic acid binding. Lineage: Eukaryota; Viridiplantae; Streptophyta; Magnoliopsida; Celastrales; Celastraceae. Gene Ontology annotation, biological process: DNA integration. Bases 1 to 1500 code for a protein of 499 amino acids. The transcript has 3 exons.